AUGAAGUCAUCAUUAACGGUAUUCUUGAUAUUCUUAGUUUCCGUUUGGCGUAAGAAAAAGUUGAAAUGGAGAAUUACCGAAUUCACCAGUCAGUUGUCGGAUUCAGUUGUUAGAUCUGAACUAGCAAGGGCACUUAAAGCCUGGUCUGACGUGUCAGCUCUGUCCUUUACAGAAGUCACUUCCGGGGAGGAUAUACAUAUAAAAUUUGUGAAAGGUGAUCAUGGUGAUGGUUUCCCUUUCGAUGGUCCAGGAGGUGUAAUUGUUCAUGCAUUUUACCCGGAAGAUGGAAGAACACACUUUGACGACGAAGAUAUUUGGGUCGUCAAUACAACGGGUACUGAUCUUUUUACCAAUGCUGCACACGAAUUUGGACAUGCUCUUGGGCUUGGCCAUACAAACGUCGAAGGUGCUGUGAUGACACCGGUUGACACUGGAUAUGUACCAAACUACAAACUUCAUCCAGCUGACAUUGCAGGAAUACGUGCUUUAUACGACAACAGACCAAAAAUUUGCCGAAAUGGAUAUGAAGCUACAAUUAGAGCUGGAAUUGUUAUAAUACCUUAUUAA
This is a messenger RNA of Mytilus californianus (California mussel), 567 nucleotides long. Its product is annotated as hatching enzyme-like. Gene Ontology annotation, molecular function: zinc ion binding; metalloendopeptidase activity. The transcript has 5 exons. NCBI's taxonomy places the organism in Eukaryota, Metazoa, Mollusca, Bivalvia, Mytilida, Mytilidae. Gene Ontology annotation, cellular component: extracellular matrix. The record is from RefSeq and is a predicted model, not a curated record. The coding region runs from base 1 to 567 and encodes 188 amino acids. Gene Ontology annotation, biological process: collagen catabolic process; proteolysis; extracellular matrix organization.